GGAGGCUCCAUUAGUUUAUUUGAUGUGCAUUAGACAGCACAGUGGUUAGAAGCCUCACUUGAGAGUGUUAUUUUAACGGCAUGGCGUGUGUGAGGGAUGCCAGUGGGGGAAAAGUGCAUUUGGAAAUUUAUGAACGUCACAAUAAAGAUCAGAUGAAAAGAAGUCUUCAACGACCACACCUUCUGUCAGUGAGUGAUAUUCGUCCUCAGCCAAUAAGAUGCCAGAGCGCCCACACACACACACACACACGCAUCACAAGCCUGAGUGCCUCAAGUUAAAAGUGAUGCGCGCAGUUAUCGUCUUGACAGUGCCGGGAAGUCAGCCGGCUUGCACGCACAUCACGCGACUGCACGCUUGGACAACAAUUGUGUCGUUUUUGUGUCUUGCUGACAUGUUGUGCGCGCUCCUCAUCCUCUGCCUCUCAGCAGCACGCCUUGAGAUUUACGCACACCCGCUGCGCUCCGAGUUCUCAGAGGAUGCCAUCCUGGUGGCCAACAACCGCAUCCACGUGCCGCUGGGCCGAAGCGUGUUCGUGGACCCGGUCAACGACCUGGUGGUACAGACACAGCCGGGUGACCGCUGCAGCGUGAUGGUUCUGGAGGAUGACCACCUGGCCCAGCGUCCUGGUCGCCUCUCGCCUGGGAAGUUCCCAUGCGACUUCGGCCCCAGGGAUGUCAUGUACACCCACUACGGGUCCAAGAGUGUGGCGCUAGACCGGGUGCGGCUGCAACUGCGCUAUGAUGAGCACGCCGAGACUCUCGUCAUUCCCUUCGUGAUAGAGGUGGAGGUGGUCUUUACGCAGAUGGAGCUGCUCACUACAAACAUGCCGCUCAGCGUAACCCACCUGAGGGGCACCAGUGAAGCCAUAGACCGCGAGAUCUUGGAUUUCACUUACGACCGGGAGGUUUACAAGUGCGGGGUGACGUUGGCGGGCGAGAGCAAUCUGCCUCGCUAUGGGCGACUCCGAGACGGCGGGAAACUGACCCGGACGAUGGACUGCGACGAGUUAACACGGGCCGACAUCCGCUACGAGCACACGUUCCAAGGGGCGUCGCCACCAAACCAGGACCACGUCCCCAUGGUACUAGAGCUCCGGGAUGGAGAAGGCAAUUUGGUGAAACGGGAGCAUUUCCACCUGACUAUUCGAAUUAUUGGGGGCCAGGAGAACACCCCACCUAAGCCCAGCUUGGUGGCCAUGAUGACGAUGGAGGUGAGUCAGUUCGCCAUGACGGCGCUGAUGCCCGAAGCGCUCGCUGCGGACGAUGCCGAGUCAGACCCGAGGGAGUUGGUGUUCAACGUCACCUUGCCGCUGUCUUUAGAGGAGGGCUACAUCGUCAGCACCGAUGACCAGAACCUGCCCAUCUCCUCCUUUUACCAGCAGGACCUGCAGGACCUCAAGAUCGCCUACAAGCCGCCCUCAUUGGAUGCCGAGAGAAUCUUCCAGUUAGAGUUUGAAGUCCUGGACCCGGAGGGGGCUGCGUCGGACCCUUUUGCAUUCAUCAUCGUAGUAAAACCCAUGAACUCGCUGGCGCCGGUGGUGACCCACAACGCCGGUCAGCUGCUGUACGAGGGCCAGUCGCGCCCCCUGGUGACAGGUCACAACCUGGAGAUCGGCGACGAGGACAACUUGGAGGCGGUGAGCAUCACGGUAGUAGACGGAUUGCACCAUGGCGUCCUGCUGGUGCCGGGGGCCCGCGGGGACAGAUUCUCAGCCGCCGACCUGGCCGCCGGCGCCGUGGUGUACCAGCAUGACGGCAGUGACACGUACAGUGACAACGUGGUCUUUAAGAUGACGGAUGGCGAGCACCACGUGGAGUUCCUCUUCCCCAUCACCGUGGUGCCCAUCGACGAUGAGCCACCCGUCGUGAAUGUCAACACCGGCCUGGUCCUAUUCGAGCACCAGAUGAUGUCCGUGUCGCCCCUCGCGCUCAGUGCCGCUGACAUCGACUCCGAGGACUCCACCGUUAAAUUUACCGUGGUCCCUCCGUUUUCCACCGUCGGCACUGUUCUAUUGAGGCAGUCCGACGCGCCGGAGGAUCCCUCCUCGUGGAAAUUCAACUCAGCAGACGAGGUCUAUGAGAAGGAGGUUCGGGAGUGGCUCCAGAAGGAUAUUACAGAUGGGAAGCUGUUCUACAAACACGUGGGGCCUCACAAUAUGGACCAGUUUGUCUUUACGGUGCAGGACGACAACGACCCUCCGAAUGAAUCGGGCCGAGCGACGUUUGUCAUCCGGGCGGUGCCCGUCGACAAUACCCAUUGGGACUCUGAAGACCGCAUAGCCAGCGAUGACCGUGGACAGGUUCAGUCAAGCCGAUCUCGACGACCUGAACGUGUGCUUCGAGGACGCUACCUCCAUCAAAGGCUUCAGCAUGGAAACCAAGACCACUAUGAAUCCUCCAAAAGGCGGCAACAAGCUGACGGGCCAGUGAUUCGGCGUGGGCCGGAUCUUGCUGGAGAAGGACUUCUACGUGGUGGACCAAGGCCACGGCGAGGACGACGCCUCGGUGGAGGCGCCGCUGAGGUGGAGAAGCUCCUUUCGUAGGUAUCGGUACUUCUAUCAGGACUUCUGGGGCAAGAUAUGGCUGAUCCAAAGUGUUUCCCAACUCAGCCAAAAACUUUUGUCUCUGUAGUUUUACACAUUGAAGCACAUCAGGCAGUAAGAAAGAGCCAAGGAUCGUUUGACACUUGGAGAUGCUUAUUAAUUGAAAACAACACGCCGUCAAAGUCACUACGUUUCGGGCCGAGGCGAAGAUGUCGCUGCCCCCCCGGACAUACUUUUGCCUCCAAAGCGGGAGCCUGGCUCGGAGUUUUCGCCACGAUCUUCACAGGCCAGCAAGUAAUGAAGUCAGGGGGGAGACCAAGUCGGAUGAUGAGAGCAACCGCGUGUCAAUGCGAUGCAACAUCAGCUCGCUUCAUGGCUCCAAAAAAAAAAAACCCUCCAAAACAUUCCAGUCAAGAGAGAAAGAAAAGAUGAAGCACGCCAGGCUUGCUGUUAAGUUGAAAACGUUUGAACCCUGUAUCAAAAAUGCUCCAAGCGCAGAUGAAAAGAAAGAAAGAAAAAAAAGCUAACGAUGAGCGAUAACAUGGAGGCUGAGGGAGACAACAUAAUAGCGGCUGGUCAAU
Molecule: messenger RNA, 3123 nt
Organism: Syngnathus acus (greater pipefish)
Lineage: Eukaryota; Metazoa; Chordata; Actinopteri; Syngnathiformes; Syngnathidae
Product: FRAS1-related extracellular matrix protein 2-like
Exons: 4
Coding region: 218-2542 (774 amino acids)
Source: RefSeq, a predicted model, not a curated record